Salvia miltiorrhiza (redroot sage) is the source of this 2213-nucleotide messenger RNA. Its product is annotated as probable indole-3-acetic acid-amido synthetase GH3.1. Lineage: Eukaryota; Viridiplantae; Streptophyta; Magnoliopsida; Lamiales; Lamiaceae. Bases 217 to 1995 code for a protein of 592 amino acids. The record is from RefSeq and is a predicted model, not a curated record. Gene Ontology annotation, molecular function: acid-amino acid ligase activity. Gene Ontology annotation, cellular component: cytoplasm. The transcript is spliced from 3 exons.
AACUGCACGUUUUUUUGCCCAGGUGACGUGGCAUGUGACGUGGCGCCCUUGUUCCCCCUAUAUAUAUCCGCUCCCCUUCCUCCCUGCUCUUCACCAUCAUCUCUCCUUCACAAAAUUACUUGUUCUACUAAUAUUCUAUUUUCUCUCUCUCUCUCUCUCAAACAAAACACAAACUUUCUCUCUCUAGAAAUCAAAUCAUUUGCAGUUCUCGUAGAAAUGGCGGUUGACUCGAUUCUGUCGUCUCCAUUGGGCCCUCCGGCAUGCGAAAAGGACGCAAAGGCCCUUCAAUUCAUCGAGGAGAUGACCCGCAACGCUGACUCCGUUCAGGAAAAUGUGCUGGCGCAAAUCCUUGCCCGCAAUGCCCAGACCGAGUAUCUAAAGAGCUUCAAUCUCGACGGAGCCACGGAUCGUCACACCUUCAAAUCCAAAAUCCCCAUGGUCACCUAUGAAGACCUCCAGCCCUUGAUCCAGAGAAUCGCCAACGGCGAUCGCUCUCCCAUUCUAUCUUCUCACCCCGUCUCUGAAUUCCUCACCAGCUCUGGAACUUCAGCUGGUGAGAGAAAACUCAUGCCGACUAUCAAAGAAGAAUUGGACCGUCGCCAGCUUCUCUACAGCCUUCUCAUGCCUGUUAUGAACCUAUACGUGAAUGGACUGGACAAAGGCAAAGGGCUCUACUUCUUGUUCAUCAAGUCCGAGACCAAGACUCCGGGUGGGCUCCUUGCCCGACCCGUCCUGACAAGCUACUACAAGAGCGACCACUUCAAGACCCGACCCCACGACCCGUACAAUAUCUACACAAGCCCCAACGAGGCCAUCCUCUGCCCCGACUCCUUCCAAAGCAUGUACACUCAGAUGCUGUGCGGCCUCUACGACCGCCACCAGGUCCUCCGCGUCGGCGCCGUCUUCGCCUCGGGACUCCUCCGCGCCAUCCGCUUCCUCCAGCUCAACUGGCAGCAGCUGGCCGACGACAUCAGGGCCGGGUCCCUCAACCCCAAAGUAACCGACCCGGCCAUCCGCGAGUGUAUGACCCGGAUUCUGAGACCCGACCCGGAGCUGGCGGAUUUUAUAGUGACGGAAUGCUCCAAGGACAACUGGGAGCGGAUCAUCACCAGAAUCUGGCCCAACACCAAAUAUCUGGACGUGAUCGUGACCGGCGCGAUGGCGCAGUACAUUCCGACGCUGGAUUUCUACAGCGGGGGGCUGCCGAAGGCGUGCACGAUGUACGCGUCCUCGGAGUGUUACUUCGGGCUGAACCUGAACCCGAUGUGCAAGCCGUCGGAGGUGUCGUACACCAUCAUGCCAAACAUGGCCUACUUCGAGUUCCUGCCGCACGAGCCGUCGUCCAACUCGGUGGAGCAGGCGCGGCUGGUAGACCUGGCGGAGGUGGAGGUCGGGAAGGAGUACGAGCUGGUGAUCACGACGUACGCGGGGCUGUACCGGUACCACGUGGGGGACAUCCUGCGGGUGACGGGGUACCACAACGCGGCGCCGCAGUUCCAGUUCGUGCGGCGGAAGAACGUGCUGCUGAGCAUCGACUCGGACAAGACGGACGAGGCGGAGCUGCAGUCGGCGGUGGACAGCGCGUCGGAGGUGCUGAGGGAAUACAACACGAGCGUGGUGGAGUACACGAGCUACGCGGACACGGCGACCAUCCCGGGGCACUACGUGGUGUACUGGGAGCUGCUGGGGAGCGAGGCGCCCGGGGACGGGGUGGUGGAGCGGUGCUGCCUGGCCAUGGAGGAGGCGCUCAACUCCGUGUACAGGCAGUGCCGGGUGGCGGAUGGGUCCAUCGGGGCGCUCGAGAUCCGGGUGGUGCGAAACGGCACGUUCGAGGAGCUCAUGGACUACGCCAUCUCGCGGGGCGCCUCGAUUAACCAAUACAAGGUGCCGCGCUGCGUCAGCUUCACGCCCAUCAUGGAGCUCCUCGACUCGCGAGUCGUCUCCGCCCACUUCAGCCCCUCCUUGCCGCACUGGGGCCCCCAACGCCGCCGGUAGGGAAUUAAUUCCACCGACCAUCGCAAGUCAAUGCCACCAAAGAUUCCUUAGUUUCUUUUCCAAUUAAUUUGGCUUUUCAUUUUUUUGUAAUUGUGAUUAGGUGUGUAAAGUAGAAAGCGAUCGAUGUUUGAAAGGGUAGGUCUUCUAUGGUUCAGUUAACCUUUGAAAAUGAUGUAAUAUUUUCAGCUGGGUUUCAUUCAAUGCACUGAACUUGUUUA